AAGACACAAUCUAUGAACAGCUGCCAAGAGAUGAAGAUGAAGCCGAUGGUUGUUGAUGUGAUCCAGAUAAGCGGCGCUUCCGUCGGAGCCGAGCCGGAGAUGCCCACAGAUCAGCCCCGCCUUUGUCACCGCCUGCCAUUUCGCGGACGGACCCUGCUUUUCGCCUCCAGCUUCGGCUUCGGCUUCAAACAUCAACCAUCAACCAUCCAGCUUGCCAACACUUCUAUCGCUGCGAUCCGCUCAUAUCGCUCAGACAACAGCUUUAAUCUGAUCCGUACCCCGAAAUUUACCGUCCGAUCCCUCCCCCACUCUAACGAAUCAGAGUACACCAACAUCCUCAUUGACAUCCACCAUGAGCAAUAAAGAUUCCGCCUACGGAGCCCCCUCCUCUGACACAGCCUUCCGCAAACAAUGGGACCGAGAAGAAUACGCCAAAAAGGCGGCGGACGAAGAGGCUAAGCGCAAGGAGGAAUCCAAGGCCCGAUAUGAAGCCAAACUACUGGGCAAAAAAUGGCAUGCGCCGGUGGACUACAGCGCGCUCGAGGCCACCACGUCGCGCUCUUCGCGGCUAGAUGUCGCUUCGAUGGUGGGAAAGACGACAAUCGUGACGUCGGGAAACGCGGUUGGAAAGAGGGGCAAGGGCGCGGGUUUCUACUGCUCGGACUGUGAUUUGACGUUCAAGGACAACUUGCAGCUCGUGGAGCAUUUGAACAGCAAGCAGCAUUUGAUCGCGACUGGUCAAAGUGGGGAGGUCACUCGAGCUAAUGUGGAAGAUGUGCGCCAGCGACUACGGAUGCUGGCUCAUCGGAAACGAGUGCAAGCGGAGGAGGAGCGACGGGCUUGGCAGCUAGACUUGGGUGAGAGAUUGAAGGAGAGAGAAGAGCAGGAUGCCAAGGAAAGAGAGGAAAAACGGAGAAAGAGGAAUGAGAAGCGACGCAGGGGUGGCGGCGAUGGCAUCAAGCAGGAGGAUGAGAGUUGGGAGGGCCGGCUUGGAAUCAUCGCAUGAUGGGGACAAGGGUUUCGAUGGAUGGUUCAUAUGGCUACGGAGUAAAGCUGCAGUAUACCCAUGGCGUUUGGUGCUUCGGAUUGAUGUCUGACCGGAUUACUUCUACUAGUCAAGCGAUUGUAAAAUUUCAUGGAAAUUGAUAAAGGGGCCCUACACAUCGCCCGUUUCAUUAAGUUCCUACGGGCACCCUCGCCGCCCGCCUAAGUAGGAACGAAAGUGCCGGCAAUACAGCCAGCUUGCGCACCCUUGACAGGUCAGACCAUGUAUUAAUAGCCUUUAUCUAGUUUUUGCCUUGAGGUAGUGUUGAUU
Messenger RNA from Aspergillus heteromorphus CBS 117.55, 1315 nucleotides. RefSeq names its product U4/U6-U5 snRNP complex subunit SNU23. NCBI's taxonomy places the organism in Eukaryota, Fungi, Ascomycota, Eurotiomycetes, Eurotiales, Aspergillaceae. The coding region runs from base 353 to 1006 and encodes 217 amino acids. Gene Ontology annotation, molecular function: zinc ion binding; nucleic acid binding. Gene Ontology annotation, biological process: mRNA splicing, via spliceosome. The transcript has a single exon. Gene Ontology annotation, cellular component: U4/U6 x U5 tri-snRNP complex; spliceosomal complex. The record is from RefSeq and is a predicted model, not a curated record.